Messenger RNA from Knipowitschia caucasica, 693 nucleotides. NCBI's taxonomy places the organism in Eukaryota, Metazoa, Chordata, Actinopteri, Gobiiformes, Gobiidae. The record is from the annotation of a GenBank genome assembly.
AUGGGGGGAUCAGAUGGGACUCAGAUGGGGGGACUCAGAUGGGGGUACUCAGAUGGGGGUACUCAGAUGGGGGACUCAGAUGGGGGGACUCAGAUGGGGGACUCAGAUGGGGGACUCAGAUGGGGGGACUCAGAUGGGGGGACUCAGAUGGGGGGACUCAGACUCAGAUGGGGGGUACUCAGUGGACUCAUGGGGACUAGAUGGGGGUACUCAGAUGGGGGGACUCAGAUGGGGGGGACUCAGAUGGGGGGACUCAGAUGGGGGGACUCAGAGAUGGGGGGACUCAGAUGGGGGGACUCAGAUGGGGGGACUCAGAUGGGGGACUCAGAUGGGGGGACUCAGAUGGGGGACUCAGAUGGGGGGACUCAUGGGCAGAUGGGGGACUCAGAUGGGGGACUCAGAUGGGGGGACUCAGAUGGGGGGACUCAGAUGGGGGACUCAGAUGGGGGGACUCAGAUGGGGGGACUCAGAUGGGGGGACUCAUGGGAUCAGAUGGGGGACUCAGAUGGGGGGAACUCAGAUGGGGGGACUCAGAUGGGGGGACUCGAUGGGGGGACUCAGAUGGGGGGACUCAGAUGGGGGGACUCAGAUGGGGGGACUCAGAUGGGGGUACUCAGAUGGGGGGACUCAGAUGGGGGGACUCAUCAGUAUUUAGUUUCUCUGUUUCCUCAAAACAUUUCCCUCAGAAAGUGA